This is a messenger RNA of Corythoichthys intestinalis (scribbled pipefish), 2667 nucleotides long. It is a transcript of the gene znf740b, whose product is annotated as zinc finger protein 740b. Gene Ontology annotation, biological process: regulation of transcription by RNA polymerase II. Gene Ontology annotation, cellular component: nucleus. Gene Ontology annotation, molecular function: DNA-binding transcription factor activity, RNA polymerase II-specific. Bases 306 to 1121 code for a protein of 271 amino acids. Lineage: Eukaryota; Metazoa; Chordata; Actinopteri; Syngnathiformes; Syngnathidae. The transcript has 7 exons. The record is from RefSeq and is a predicted model, not a curated record.
GUUGGGGGUCCGUCCUGCAAGAGUUCCCCCAGAUCCGAACAACUAGGCUAACAGCUAACCAGCAUUUACGGUUUCAUUCAGCUCGGAUUCCGUCCUUUGGCGUCAUUCGUUAAAAAAUAUUUGCCUCUAAAAUCACAACUGAUGAAAGUGUUUUGGUAGUUACGCUCGAGUGUUUAUAAACGCCAACCUGUUUUCGGGCUUUGGCCUCCAUGAUUUUGGUGGGUGUGGUCUCCUCUGUUAGCCCUCACCCUGACUGAGGUCAGCUCUGUUCCCCCCCAAACACACACAAAUUCAAAAGCACGGCGAUGACACACCAUUCAAACAACUCUGUUCGAGACCAUAUGAAAUGGGCCGGUUUGCUGGGCUGCGAGGCAGUGCUUUCCAGCAUGGCCCUGAUGCAGGCCAACAAUAUUCAAGGUCAAAAGAAGAUGUCAUCACUGGGUCACGGGCACCGGUCAACUUCAGAAAGCCACCAAAGCCACUCGCAUCAUAGCCACCAUGGAAACCAAAGUCACCAUGCACAAGGCAACAGCCACACGGGCCAUAUGUCUACGGGGAGCUGUCCACCACUGCUGAUCCAAAAGGAUGGAGAUUACCACACUUCGAGAAUAUUGGAUGGGAAAAACAUGCAUACCAGCCAGAGUAUGCACGUCAAGAAAAAGCACAAAAAAUCGGUUAAAGUUAAGGAAGAGGUGCGGCCUUUAUUGCAGCAACUCGACAUGGAUGACGACAGUGUUCUGAAAGUCCAGAAGAACUUCAUCUGUGACCACUGUUAUGGUGCUUUUCGGAGCAGCUAUCACCUCAAGCGGCACAUACUGACACACACGGGGGAAAAACCUUAUGCCUGUGACAGCUGCGACAUGCGCUUCAUUCAGCGUUACCACCUGGACCGACACAAGAGGGUGCACAGUGGCGAGAAGCCGUACCAGUGCGACCGCUGCAAUCAGACCUUCUCACGGACAGACAGGCUGCUGAGGCACCGGCGCCUGUGUACCGCCGGGAUCAGCAAAGACGACAACCAGUGUUGCGAUAGUCGAUCAUCUGCGUACUCACAGGGCACCUCCGGCCACACUGCUUCCUGGAGUCCCUUACAGUCUUCCAACAGCCGCCUGACCGUCUGACCCCUAACCUCUUGUUCUCUACAAAGACCUAAUGGACAGUUGGUGACUCAGUAUAAUUGAUUGGCAACAACGCUGACAGCCAAACACAAUUUAGAUUACACAACUAGGCAACACAACCAGACUGAAGUUAGUUGGAUCAUAAAUUUUUGUACCUUUUUAUUGUCUUCAUCACGGGAAAUAGAAUUUGUCUCUCUCAAGGCUCUCUCUUCACAUUGCAAAGGCAGUAAGUGAAUGAUAUGCACUCACAUUUUAUCAUAGCCUACUGGAGACUCUUAAGAGAGCUGCUACCAUGCGAUACACUUAAGGUGUUUUUGACAGUAUUGGCUACUGUGUUGGACAGCACUGAUUUGAUUGUCCUGCUGAGCCCAGAAAUACAGUCCUGCUUCUACCUUUGGAAGUUUGGAUCGGUCAAGACUCAAAACUGACACAAUUUGUCACAAGAAUCCCUUAGUUUGUAUUAGGAAUUAAGAACCCAUGUAAUACUGUAAGUUUUGUGUUUCAAUUGAAAAGCAAUGUACAUUUCAAUCUGUAUAAAUUAAAGUGAACUGUUACAAUCAGCUCACAGUACAUUAAAGAAAACAAUUUAAAUGGCAAAACUAAAAGGUUUAUAAACAAAUCCAAGUAUGCAUUUAGUCCACUGCUUGGUUAAUAUUUUAACCUGCUUUUUUUCUUUUCUAUCUUUGUAACUGCCUUGAGGAAGCUCCUUUGACCUCCUGUGUGUUAGUCAUGUUUGUGAGUCGGUGGUCAAACUUGUCAGUUGUCCCACCUUUUCAGACAUUUUGGAGGAAGGUGCCAGAACAACUGUUCAAGUUGAGUUGUUGGGUUGUAGUUUUAGUCCGAGGCAAGGAAACCCUCACCUCCAUCUCAAAUCUGAUUGAAUGUGAAGACACUGUGCCAUGUCCUUUCAUCUGUAAUCUCUAACAGUUUAGCAUCUUCAGUGAAGAUGAUGUGGAAGUGUUUUUUUAUUGUCCCUUUUUUUGGGGGUGGGGGGAUGUCAAUAUCCAACUUUGUCCUAUGCCCUUUAAACACUGAACUGAAGCAGUUCAUUAAGUUGUAGAACGUGAUUUUUUUUUUUUUUUUUUUUUUUGUGUCUAAACUGGGUGCUUUUCUUUUUCUAUUAGACAUGUAGUUCUGUUGAUAUAUUUAGACUACAGGAAACUAGUUGGGGAGCCUAUCAAUGACAUUGCCCACUACUUAUUAAGGUAAUAUAUAUUUAAACUGUAUUAGCUGUAGAAAUCCGUGUGGGACCUAUACAUUCCAAAAUUUUUCAAAUAUUUACAAAGGUAUAAAGUGUUGGCUAAUGGUGUGAUUUGGAGGAGGAUCACCCUUUGAUUUGGUAAUAGAAUUGCAAAGCAACCAAUAAUUAUCCUCUAAAACAUGAAUGAUUUUUUGGGUCGUCUUUUCAUUUGUCUGCUUUUAUAUCAAUGUAUCAACCCCACUUUUUAAUAGUCAUUUUUAAGGGUGAAAUGAUGUACAUUUUAUAGUUGAUUAUACUGCAUUAUGCAUGGAGUUUUAGGGCCCCAAGUCUCAAUAAAACUAUGAAUUC